UGUCGCUUUACAUCAGUUUUUGUGAGUAACAGUCAGUCACAGAGGUGUUCCCUGCUGAACUCUGACAAAUCUGGGUCUCCAAAGAAACAUGAGUCAAAUCCUUUGUCAUCAGUGGAAACAGAGAACCUGUUGAACCUGCUGGAUAGGGCAGCGCACACACACCGCACACACACACACACACACACACACACCUACACAGACACACACUCUACCUGGCGCAGCAACGUCACCACUUCCCACAGUGGGAUGUGAGGAAUGAGGAAGACGCGUCUAAAGCGAGAGAGCAGGAGUCGUUCACUAGAGAACAGACAGGAGGUGAAGAGAGUUCCUGUCCUCGGAUCAGAUCAUUAAAGUGCAGUGAUGGCGCUCGGCUGUGCGGAAAGGUGCGCUCUGUUUGCGCAGCGGCACCAGUCAGCCUUGAAUUUUGCGCUCCUGGUCGUCGGUUACAUCCUCUACCUCCUGAUCGGAGCCGGGAUCUUCUCCGCCAUCGAGCUGCCCUACGAGCAGGAGCUGCGGCUGGAGCUGGAGGCGGUCCGGCGGGACUUCCUGUCCAACAACACCUGUGUGUCCGACGCGCGCCUGGAGGAGCUGCUGGUCCGGGUUCUGGAGGCCAGCAACUACGGAGUGUCCGUGCUGGGAAACGACACCAAACACAACUGGGACUUCGUGUCGUCCUUGUUCUUCACCAGCACCGUGCUGACCACGACAGGUUAUGGCCACACCGUUCCCCUCUCGGAUGAAGGGAAGGCCUUCUGCAUCUUCUACUCCCUCUGUGGCAUCCCCGUCACCCUCUUCUUCCUCUCCGUCGUGGUGCAGAGGAUCAUGGUCCUGGUGAGCCGCCGUCCGGUGGCCUACUUCCACCGUCGAUGGGCCGUGUCUAAAUCGAAGCUGGCUGCCGUACACGCCGCCUGCCUCGGCGUCCUCAUGGCCCUGCUGCUCCUCAUCAUCCCCGCGUGGAUCUUCACCAGCCUGGAGAAGGACUGGGACUUCCUGGAGUCUUUGUAUUUCUGUUUCAUCUCUCUUACAACCAUCGGCCUCGGGGAUUAUGUCCCCGGCGAGACACACAGUAGAGAGGACAUCCAACACCCUCAGCUGUACAGGCUGGCCAUUACAAUCUACUUGCUGCUGGGCCUGGUGUGCGUCCUGGUGGUGCUGGAGACGUGCUGCGAGCUCCCCCAGAUGAAGCGCCUCAGGCAGAGGUUUUACCGAGAAAACGUUCGGGAGCUGGACUCUGAGACCACCAACAUCAUCGAUCGGGACCACUUGAGCGACCAGCUGACUGACCCGUCGGACCAGAUGCAUCAUCAUCAUCCGCCAGUCAUCCCCUCUGUGUCACAACAGGCUGCAUCUCUCCGGCAGGACAAAUCGACGCCUUACACCCCAGUAUCAGGACCUGCUGCUAACGGAAACCUGAGAUGACAGAUUGCCUGGAAAACAUUGUUUUUAAGAGACUGUUUAAUGAACUGAGCGGGAGCACUCUUAGUACACCAUAUCCAUAUGUAAACACUUAAUCACUUAAAAAAAGGGAUUGCUUUCUGCUGCUGCCAACACCAACAGACAUUUUGUGGCGUGAAAGCAGGAACCACCCACAGACUAUCAGGAUGGCGUUGUUUUCUCGAUCUCUCCUGUUGCUCAAUUCGCCGCAGAUAAGAGCCUGAUCCGUGACGCAGAGGAAGGGCCGGGCCCCCCGAAACGGAGGGAAACCCCCGCCAGGUUCCUGCUUCCUGCCAAAGUCUUGGAGCUGUAAUUCCAAAGUGGCACAGUUUUGCUCCAGAGGAUUUCACACCGGCUCACGGCACAUUUUAUGAUCUGGGGAGGUAUUUGCAUAGGAAAUUUGCCUUCUUGGAAGCAGCGCGAAGACAAUCGGGCAUACCAUCAGAUGGCUUAAUGUGCGUUACGUGCAAGAAGAGGAUCAGAUUAUUUCAAAAAAUAAACUUUCUUCCUGGUGAUUGUUGGCCUUCAGGUGUUGAUAGCAUCUUGAAAUAUACUAAGUAACUUUAUUAUGUCUAUUAAAGGUGCACUAUGUAGUUUGUAUGUAGUUGAAAAAAAAUAAUAACAAACUGACCUUUAAGGACAAGGAGAUGCUGUUUUACUUUGUCUAUAUGUGGCGGACCCUGCCACCUUUCUAGCUUCAAACAUGUUCUGGGGACCUUAUUUUCCUUUGAGAAGAGCUUGUUUAUUCAGUUAUGAGAGAAAUAAAUAAGUCCAAUUUUUAUUAUCUCUGCCUUAAUAUUGUAAAUAUGUAAAUUCUGAGUUUAAAUUUAUUUCCCAAAACUACAUAGUGCCACUUUUAGUACACCUCCAGUACUAUAAACUGCUCAGUUUAGUUAGUUUGUGAUCACCUGCCUGAAGGUGAUAUAGACGUUAUGCUGCUAGGGGCCUCAAUCAAACAAAACUAAUGGUCACGGGAGUCUUCACUGGUAAACUGCCACCACUGCUGAUUAAAAUCUAUCUACGUGACUCAGGCAGAGAUGUUCACGGAUCAGACUGUGUUUGAAAGUUGUGUCUCAUGACUCUCAUGUCAUGCUCUGUCACGUCAGCUGGCUUCCUUCCUCACUAUGUGACUUCCUUGAAGGUGAAAGUUGUUGUUUAAACAUUUUGGAUAAUGUAGGUACAAAACGCAACAGCAUACGUAACAAAAAUCUAGGCCAGACAUAUUCAGUUCCUUUAAGAACCUUUCCGACCCUUUAAGCAUUUUGUUUGUUGGAUUAUUGAUCAGUUUUUUUAAAAAAGGUGCAACCCAAGCUGUUUGUAACACUGCACUGUUUUUUCCCCUGCACUUCUGUAUUUACGAAGUUUAUUUUCCAAUUUUGCAAACUUAUUUUAAAAAGUAGAGUAAAAAUAUGCAUUGUUCUAACGCACUUAAAUUCUAGCCCACCAUAGGUAAAUGUAAAAACCUGGCCUGGUUAAAAUACAUAAGUCAUUUAAUGCAGAAAUGGUACAUCUUUGGUUGGUAAACUUGUCCCCACAGUGUUGCAUGACAGGGGAGAAACCAUUUUCCCCUUAAAAACCUCUUGAUUUUGUUUUCCAGUCCAGAAAAGCACCAGAAAAGCCACUAGUGUAAACCGUCAACUCACGUUCUGUUUCUAUUCUAAAGCCUUCAGAAUAGCUUUGCUUGACUCUUAUCUGUUAAUACCACCUUAUUAAGGUACACUUGAUACUGAAACACAAAGCUGUUCCCAUUCAAACCUGCACUGAUACUGAUCCUAAGCUCCUAAUUUCUUUUACUUCUGUCCCUCAGAGGUAUGUUCUGUCUGGUGGAACCAUCAGACCACCAAAACAACAAAAACAUCUGUUUCUAAAGAGGAAUUUUUACAUCCUAGAAGUACGAAAGGCCAUUAAGAAAUAUAGAGCAGAGUCACUCUUAUGAAUGGUCGUGUAGUUAAAACGUAUACAAUCUAAUGCUGCUGUACACCAAUAAAUCCCUUAUUCAUGGAGGUUUAAAUGUUGAGUUCCUGUUAACAUUUUCUUGUGUGGUUAAUUUAGCCUCAUUGAUAUAAAUUGGGUGGAGGACAUGCUAAAAUAAUCCCGCUUGUCAGUUUAAUGCAAUAGAAUUAAACCACAACCACAAACUGCAGCAUGUUUAAUGACCACACGGUUGAAUGCAUGUGUUUCAUUGGAGUGACUGUGCUGCAGUGUGCGACAUCCAACCACUAGAGGGCAGCACUGUCCUUGCACAUACAAAAAAAGGAAGAUUAACAUGUAGAUGGGCAUUUAUAUUUCAUGCUGCCUCAGGGAAUAUUUCUUAAAAAUGUAAUUAAGCUGCAAGAAUAUGUCAUUGUGACACUUAAAGUUAUGUUUUGUAUAUUCUGUCAAUGCUGUCCUAGUUUACAAGGAUGUUCAACUAGAUGUGCAGUACGUUUUUUUUUUUUUUUUUUUACAUACAUUUGCUUCUUCAUAGUCUCCAAAGUCUUCCAUAGAUAUUUUUUUUGCUGCUGGUCUCAGUUGUUGUUUUGCGACAUCAGAGCUUUGUGAUUGUAGUUUUUUUUUUUUUAAUAAAUGUGA
Molecule: messenger RNA, 4005 nt
Organism: Acanthopagrus latus (yellowfin seabream)
Lineage: Eukaryota; Metazoa; Chordata; Actinopteri; Spariformes; Sparidae
Product: potassium channel subfamily K member 1-like
Exons: 3
Coding region: 361-1419 (352 amino acids)
Biological process (GO): stabilization of membrane potential; potassium ion transmembrane transport
Cellular component (GO): membrane
Molecular function (GO): potassium ion leak channel activity
Source: RefSeq, a predicted model, not a curated record